This is a messenger RNA of Pogona vitticeps (central bearded dragon), 1585 nucleotides long. The record is from RefSeq and is a predicted model, not a curated record. NCBI's taxonomy places the organism in Eukaryota, Metazoa, Chordata, Lepidosauria, Squamata, Agamidae.
GGAAGUGGAAGGUGCGCGAACGAGUGCGCACGCGCAGUGGUUUCUCUCUCGGUCUCUCUCGGGUAGUGCCGUCGCCGGGGUGUUUGGGGCAGCGUCUGCCGGGAGGGGAGCUGAAGCGGCCGUGGGGGCGCGAAGAUGCCAGUGGCGGUGAUGGCGGCGGCGAGCGGCGCCUUCAGUUACCGGAAGCUGCUGGAGCAGUGCGAAUCCCAAGCCUUGCAAGCUCCUGGAGGAAUUGCAACACCACCUGUAUAUGCCCAGCUCCUAGCCUUGUAUCUUUUGCAUAAUGACAUGAAUAAUGCACGGUAUUUGUGGAAGAGGAUUCCUCCUGCUAUUAAGUCUGCAAAUCCUGAACUUGGUGCAAUAUGGGCAGUAGGACAGAGAAUCUGGCAGAGAGAUUUUCCUGGAAUUUAUACAGCAAUUGCUGCACAUCAGUGGUCUGAAUCUAUCCAGCCAAUCAUGGAAGCACUUAGAGAUGCAACUCGGCGGCGAGCUUUUGGACUUGUCUCUCAAGCAUAUACCUCAAUAUGUGCAGAUGACUUUGCAGCUUUUGUGGGGCUUCCUGUAGAGGAAGCAGUAAAAGGAGUUCUUGAUCAAGGGUGGCAAGCAGAUUCAUCAACUCGCAUGGUUAUGCCUAAAAAGCCAGGUCCCCUAGAGCCUGCGUUUAACAGAUUUCACCCAUUGUCAGAACCUGCACCAGUCCCACCAAUCCCUAAUGAACAGCAGCUUGCCCGGUUAACUGACUAUGUAGCUUUCCUUGAAAACUGAUAAUUCCAGUCACCCAUUCAUGACAUCCUGUACACCUCUUAGACCGUUUUGAUCUUAAGUUUAUCAGUUUCAAAUGUUGGAGUGUAUGUGUUAUGGGACAUGCUGGUAAAAGAUGGUAUUGUAAUUUUAUCUUAAUCUGUAUGUACUGGAAAAUUUAAUUCCCAUAAUUACUAGCCAGUUGCACAGCACUAUUAUGUUUUAGGGUUUAAACUCCUGUGCUUUACAGUGAGGUAGGCACAGUCUAUUCUAAAUGUGCAAAUGGAAUGAAAUGCUGUCAGUGGAUUAAAAACCAAACUGAAAGAGCAUGGAAGAAUUUGUGUAUGGACAGAAGAACUUGGGAAAUAUGCCUAAGAAAAGUCUUCUAUAGGUAUUGAAAUCUGUUUACAAGGUAGUAUUUCCUUGUUCAUUUUUUGUGAAGUGUUGCCAUUAGCUGCUCUAUUUUUAGUUCCCUCAUGAAAACUCCUUAUCUAAGGCAGAUUUUUAAUGUUCUUUGUUUUUAAUGUCCUAUUUAUUUUCUGUUGUUAACGCACUAAGAAGCCAUUGUUAAGGGCUGUCGAGUUAUUUACAAUUCAUGUAGCCAAAAGAUGGCUUUCCAGGUAUGCGAGAUGGUGAAAGAGUGUUUUACCAUUGUCACUGCCCCCUACCAUCCCAGUUGGCUUCCAUGGCUGAGUGGGGAUUUUAACCCUGUAAGGUGUGUCCUUCUCAAAAAUUUUACUUCGGUACCUAUUAGGUCUUCUUCGAAUUUUUUUGUUUUUUGGUGUGGGGUGUGUUUGGGGAUGGGGGGAAUACAGUUUCUAUAAAACUUCAUUGUUAAUGGUAA